AUGGAAACCAUCGACCCAAACACCCGAAUAAAGAUGAUGCUGCUGCUACUAUGGGUAAUAUUUUUUGGACCUUCAGUUUUUGGUACUCCUUUGGAAAUGCAACUUUUUGAUAUGAUGCUACGCGAGGCUGAGGGUUAUCCCAGCAAUGGACGGGAUCAGAGGGAUAUAUCCGUUCUGCCAGCAGCAUCCAUAGGUUGCGACGAAAGCGGCUCGCAGGAGCAAUUUAGCAACAUAUUCGAUGAUUACGAGGAGAGCAGAGAGGAUUGCAUGGACUUCUUACCCCCCUGUGAACCAUCUUUCGAAGAAGGAUUACCCAUCGAACAUCCAUGCUUUGUCAAACUACUUCUGCUAAGAACACCUCUGCUUAAACAGGAUCCGUGUGCCAAUUUCUCCCUGAUAACUGAGAGACCGAGCACCACUAUAAAACCGAAAACCAAGAAAUGCAAUCCAAAAAGUAAAGCUAAUAAAGGUGUAACACAAAAUGUGCUGUUAGGAUUGCCCAGCAAUGGAAAUUCAACCACAAGCAAUCCAAUAGUUUCCACAACAGAAGCAGUACCCAAUUCAAAAAUCAUAAAAAUAAGAAAAUUAGUUCCAAAGCUCAAACCGAACACCACAACAACAACGACAACAACCACCACAACAACUCUGGAAACAACAACCUUAGAAGAAACAACGACACCAGUGGAAACCAGCACCGCAGAAGAACCACCGGAAACGACAACUGAACCGGAAACCACGACAACACCACAAACCACAACGACAACCACAAGUACCACGACAACUACACCAACACCAUCACCUUAUACCGAAAACCAAUUGAAACGUUUGAAAGCCCUGAGGGACAGGAGAAAGAAUUCGAGGGGAAAGUCCCCCAAAGUACCAGAUCCCCCGCAGAUUAAACUCGAUAAUGUCAGCCAGCCCAGCGAGGUUAUCCAAGUUAUCCAAAGUAUGACCACCGAAGCUGCCGAACUGAAGCUUAAACCGGAAAAUAGCACCACAACUACGAUCGUGCCCCCAACGACUGCUUCUACAACCACUUCCGAACCGGAAACCACCACCGAAGACAGUUGUGCAGAUGAAGUGGAAACCACCAAGGUGCCGGAAUUCUCAGGAUGUGAAGAUGACGAAGAUCCUCAAGGUUCUGAAAAUAAUGUAGCCACCACCACAGAAGAACCUUGUGAAGACACCGACGAACAGGACACUAAUCUGUGUCCCCAAUUUAUGCCAACACAAGAGCCCUCUCGUCCAAGACCUCCUCCAGCAUAUCGUUUCCGUAAGCCCGUGAAAAACUAUGUAGAACCCAUUCUGUAUGAGGGUAACUUUGCCAAGCCACUUCAACGAAUGGCUCCGUUGGGACCUCAGCCGAGGGACUACUUUGUGUCCAAUAAACAAAUAGUGCCCAGACCCAGGCCCAAGUACCGGAAACGUAUACCGCCCUCGAUCUACAUGAACAACAUUGUGAGGGGCCUGGAUUGCAGCGAUGAAGUUGGUCAGUAUCCUUCGCGAACACCCAAUCAGCCACAAAGAUAUUGGGACGUGAACCCAGUUGGCUUGCUUGAACGGAGUCAGGGUUUAAGGCCAAGGACCGUAGGACCUGAGAGAAAUAUGAGAAGUUUUGCACCAGUUCCUAUUAAAAGAAAGCCUCAGUAUCCACGAAAUCCAGAGGAAUCAAUGGAACGGCAGUUUCUAAGGGAAAGAGAUCCCAAGCCGCAAGCUCAGUAUCACCAUUUUCCCGAGGAGGAGGUUCCCCACGAGGAGAGAUUUAUUCCACCGCCCACGCCGACUGCCAGUUUGGAUCCCUGCCAGCAGGAACACGAUCAAUUCCUCUACCGUGAGAGACCACAUCGCCAGCAAACCCAUCAUCUAGUUGACUAUCCCCAACCACCCACUUCCUCGCACUUUUUCACCUAA
Drosophila takahashii is the source of this 1911-nucleotide messenger RNA. RefSeq lists its product as uncharacterized. NCBI's taxonomy places the organism in Eukaryota, Metazoa, Arthropoda, Insecta, Diptera, Drosophilidae. The record is from RefSeq and is a predicted model, not a curated record.